Messenger RNA from Astyanax mexicanus (Mexican tetra), 9961 nucleotides. RefSeq names its product matrix-remodelling associated 5a (gene mxra5a). The record is from RefSeq and is a predicted model, not a curated record. Bases 450 to 8243 code for a protein of 2597 amino acids. The transcript has 7 exons. Gene Ontology annotation, cellular component: extracellular region. Gene Ontology annotation, molecular function: protein binding. NCBI's taxonomy places the organism in Eukaryota, Metazoa, Chordata, Actinopteri, Characiformes, Acestrorhamphidae.
UGAAGUGAGGAGCAGCUGUGCAGAACCCUCUCAGAAGAUCUGGACUACUGCACAGCACACACUACACACACACCAGCACACACACCUCUCAGAGCAUUCACUCAACUUGCAUUCCUCUUUAACUAAGUUAAUAUUUUUAUUUAUUUACGAUUUAUUUACGCAAAACCUCAACCUGCACCUACCUGUAGGAGAUACAGUGGACCAGGCUGGACUCUGGAACUGGACACCACCACCCUUAAUGAAGGAAAAAGGUAGGUUUGGGGGUCGUUUCGUCUUUGGACUGCUUCUAACUCUAGUCUGAAUUAGUUCUGGUUCAUGCUGGAGGGUGCUGUCACUUUUGGGAAGGAAUCUUCAGAGGAAUCAUGAAUGAAAGUCAUCUAGCACUAGGAUUAGGACUGUGCUAACAAAGAGAACAUAAGGAGGAGGUAGCCGCAGCUGCUGGGCUCAACAUGGGCCGUUUAGCCGCUAACGUUUGGACGCUGUGUCUGCUCCUGCUGCUGCUGCUGUUAACGUGGACGGAUUUGGCUCAGUGCUGCCCGCGGCCAUGCGCCUGUCCUCAACCCAAAGAAGUGCACUGCACCUUCCGCUCUCUGCUCACCGUGCCCGCUGGCGUGCCCAAACAAGUGGAGCGCAUGAACCUGGGGUUCAACACCAUGAACCGAAUAACUGACAGCUCCUUCGCUGGUAUGCGAAAACUGGAGCUCCUCAUGAUGCAUGGGAAUGACAUUCAUAACAUUCCUAACGGCGCAUUCCGAGAUCUAAUAUCUCUUCAGAUGAUGAAGGUGAGCUACAACAAACUGAAGAUAAUUAGCAGGAACACCUUCCAGGGGCUGUGGAACCUGGCCAGGCUUCACCUGGACCACAACCGCCUGGAGUUCAUCCACCCCGACGCUUUCCAAGGCCUCACAUCCCUCCGUCUCCUGCAGCUAGAGGGCAACCGGCUGCAGCAACUCCAUCCGGCCACCUUCGCGACCCUCUCUGUGCUCGGGCACUUCCCUGUGUCCACCCUCAAACACCUGUACCUGUCUGAGAACGGGCUGACCUCACUGUCUCAGAAGAUGUUAGCUGGCAUGCCACAUCUGGAGAAUCUCUUCUUGCAUGAGAACCCUUGGGUUUGUGACUGCAGGAUGAAGUGGUUCAGAGAUUGGAGCAAAAGUGCACCAGGUGUUCUAAAAUGCAAGAAGGACCGAGCCCUUGCUGGAGGCCAGUUGUGCCCAAUGUGUUCUUCUCCGAAACAUCUAAAGAAAAAGGACCUACAGGAGCUAGACAAUCCAACCUGCAGCAGUCCCGUCAUCAGUGCCCCUCACAGAACUUCAGUUCUGGACACAGAAAGUGAAGUCAUGACCUUAGAGGAAUUCCGGCAGCCUCUUGGGAACAUUUCGCUAGACCUCUCAGAUGAACACGGGAACAAAGUCACUCUCCACUGCGAUGUUAACGAACCUACAGAAUCAACCACCAUCAACUGGGACCAUGUCAACCCAUAUCAGAUUGCUGCAAAUGUCACACUGACCUUGGAUCUGGAGUGCCCAAUCGACAGGUCCAACUAUGAGAGGCUUUGGAGGCUUAUUGCUUAUUACAGCGACGUACCGGCUCACCUGCAGAGGGAGAUUAUGCUAAAUAAAGAGCCUCAUGUUAGUUACAGGUAUCGACAGGACUCUGAAAAGGACGCUCUUUACUACACUGGCGUGAAAGUCAAUGUUGUUGCAGAACCUUCAUGGAUAAUGCAGCCGUCUCUGGACCUCCGAUUGAACAGACCGCAGUCUACAAGUAAAAGAGUUAGACUUGUUCUCAGCACCAGUAUGGCAGAGCUGGUGGAGGCAGAGGCAAUGAGGCAGCAGAGACGGACGUGGGUUAUGAUAGCGGCAAGAAAUGAUACCAAAAUAUCACACGCUGCUGUGGUGGGCAAGCCCAUUCAGAUGCACUGCAACGUGCACAGCUCAGGGAAUCCCUCGAUCAAGUGGAUGCUCCCCGAUGGAUCAAAGGUUGAGGCUCCAUACCAAAGCAGUGAUAACAGAAUCACAGUUUCUCCUUCUGGUCUGUUGGAUAUAAGAGCAGUGGACCACUCUGACUCGGGUGUUUAUUACUGUAUAGCAUUAGUCACGAAUGAUAUCACCGUUCUCCCCUUUCGCCUGACAGUUGAGGAGUCUUCUAGUCCACCGCCUGGUGGCGAAGGGGUGUCUGAACCUGUGGCGGGAGUUGCUGGUAGACCUGUUUCCCUCUCUUGUUCAGCUUCUGGUUCCCCAGAUCCAGAAAUCAGCUGGAUCCUUCCUGAUACCAGCGUGGUCAAUACAAAGUCAAACUCAUCGAAAAUAGUCGUGGCUUUGAAUGGAAGUUUAACCAUCCUAAAUAGCCAAGUGUCGGACAAUGGUUAUUACAAGUGUGUAGCGGGAAAUCAACAUGGCGCAGACUCUCUGGCCACAAAGGUGACUCUGACAAGGCCCUCUGGGGGGCUGCCUGUUAGAAAAUAUUUCAGUAGACCCCAACCUGCAGAGGGUGUCUCCACUAGAAUCAAAGUCCCUAUAGAAAAUGAUGUGGAGGCAUCUGGCGACAGCGAAAAAGAGAAGCCUGAAGUAAAAGUUCCUACUGGGCAAAUACUUUCAGAUACUUCCAGUAGAAGGAGAGUCCCAAGCAUUGGUGUACAGGGUGGACACCCCUCCAGAAAGUCAUGGAGACGUCCUGCUAUGCCCAGAAGACGAAUCCCGUCUCCUGGAGCCGACAAGAGCAACACAGUAGAAACAAGAAGGAGAAUCAAUAUGUCAAACAGCCAGAUAGAUCCAAAGCGCUGGGCUAGUAUUCUGGCAAAGGUCCGUGGAGAUGGCGGCAAUCCAAAAACAACUACUCCCAGUGCUGUCCAAGUGCAGACAAGCACAAAUACCUUACAGGAGCCGGACACUACCAGCACAGAAAGAAAUAAAACAGGACCUCUUGACAAGAUUGAAGGUUCAUCAGCAGAAGGUGCUACCCCAGGAUCACCACCAUCACCACCUCCACCACCACCCCAAGAAGCAUCAGACACAGUAACAGCAGCAGGGACGCCUGUGUCAACUACUGACAUCAGCCUGGAAAUACGAUCUCUGGGGUCUGUAGACCAGACGCAUAUAAUUUAUCAAAUUGCUGCCCCUGAAAUUAACCCAGAUUCAGACUUGUUUACAUCCAGCACAUAUGUCAUGCAGACCACCCCUGCCCCACAGCCUACUCGUCAUGGGGCGACAGGGCCAGACGUUUCAAAGUUGCACAGUGUUGAAUUGAGCAAUGUGGAAAGCACCACCUCAUAUGGAACCCCUUUUCAAGAAAGCCAAAGCCACAUGACUGCUGGUAAAAAAGAAACUGAAACAGUUACACAAAGGUCUGAGGGUGAUCGCAAUCUUGUUGAGGAUGAUGUAUUUAACAUUUCAGAAAGCUUCACUAAAGCAGGAGACAUUUAUCAAGAAAGCCCAGUAUUGACCACAGUUGUAGCAUUUGAAGAACAAAACACAGAAAAAUAUGCUGAUUCAAAUGCUCACUCAUUUAUAAAAACCACCACCACCACUGCAGCAGCUCGGCAAGCUACACGCAACCUACAGAGACACACAACUCAAGGGAAACAUGGCAUUUCCAGAAUUCCACUGCUUACCACUGCAGCACCAAAGAAAAAAACAGGGUCUGAAAAAAACAGAGGAAAGCACACUAUCUCUACGGAUUCUGAGCCUCAGUCACGUGGAAGAGGUUCGUCCAAUUUGCGGCGGAAGAAUGGUGGCAAGCAGAGAAAGCCUAACAGAAAGAGAACAAGACCGAAGAGCUCCAAACCUUCUCUGCACGUCAUGGAUGUCGCACCACAGCCCACAAGUUUGGCCCCAGUUUCCAAAGUCAUCAAGGCGACUGCCACCUCUCAGUCUGAAAUAGAAACAUCUGCAGGGGCUACAAGCUCUACUAGAGCCAAGGUGGAUACCACUGUUCCAUUGACUGAUGGCCAAGCAACGUCACUAAGCAAAAUGACUCACGAAAAGAACACAGAUCCUUUAUACAACGGCAGAAAUAACCUAACCCCAGACUCUUCUCUCCUAAAGAAAGUGUCAAAUGCUAAGGAAACAGCUCCUUCCUUUGCCAAACGAGCAAACAGAUCAAUGACCACCACAACAUCAGUAUCAGUGCCUCCCUCGACAUCCCUCGGUUUUAUAGGACCCAGAGAAACAGAGGUAAACACAGAGCCUUUCUUGACUUUUUCUGUUCCUACUCCGAAUGCUGACAAAGAGAGGGGCGGGUUUACGAGCAUCCGCCCUCCUGCAGUUAAAACGACGCUUGAAGAGGCACAAAAGGAAAGCGCUACAGGACACCAAGGCAUCACAGUUGACACAUCCCCAGAGAGUCCUUACAUGGAAGCAGAAGUAAUACCAGGUGCAAGUUCAGACAAAGCAGAGAAUCAAUACGAGCCUGGUGAAGCUGAAAAUGUGACGGAGUUUCCAGUCAACUCCUUCUCCUCAUCUGCCCUGAGUAACCAGCGUGAAAUCACCACUGAGAACCGUGACUCAGAAAUCCCAAGUGGCUCAACAAAAGCAAACCUUUAUGAGGGGGUGAGAAGGCAGGAGAGCCCUCAGGUUAUAACCGAGAGGCCUGUGACUUUCCAAAGUACUCAAGGAUCUGGGUUAAAUCCUGGGUUAACUACAAUAACAAAGCUUAGCAGUGCAUCAACGGAUGGAGAUUACGAUCAUGCCAGAGAAGGUUCAACCUCGCAAAAGAAGCCAGAACGUGGAGACCACUAUAAGCCUCUGUAUGAGGACCACAGAAACACCACAGAAUUGGUCAUGUCAUCUCCAUUUACUACGACAUUUACACCACCAAUCAAUUCAACUUCAGAAGCAACCAUGCUUGUGCAAACAACCGAAAAAGUAAAGAAGCCAUCUCAGGGUCAUCCAAAUGCCCAGGUACCUGUCCAGGUACCUGACAGCACAAAUCACAUCCCGGACAGACACAAGGAAAGAAUCAGUUCAACAGAAGAAAAGAUCAUUACGAACCCAACACCUGAAAGAACCAAGCCACAUGUUUCUAAUUCUACAAGUCAAUCAGAAGAUACCAAACCAGAUGCUGGAACCGAAAAGGUUUUAAACACCGAACAGCCCAAGCCAGUUAAACAAGCUCCUACAGUUUCCCCAGAAUUCCCAAUAACAGCCCAUCCAAGAGUAGCCAUUCCUGCGAGGAAUGGCCAGUCUAGAGGUUCUUCCACUUUCCUCAAUGGUACAUCUGGAAGAGCUCAGCAAACACCAUUUCUCACAUCCAGGAGAGGACAGCCGAAGAUCACCAGCACUGAUGUUAGUACCGUGACGGUACAGGCUGAGUCUGAUGCCUAUCUGCCAUGUGUGUCUAUUGGAGAGCCUCGUCCCUUCCUGUCCUGGACUAAAGCCUCAACAGGAGCCAGCAUUGCUCAGAACACCAGGAUCCAGCGCUUUGAAGUCCACUCGAAUGGCACGCUCACAAUCCGCAAUGUCCUUCCUCUGGACCAAGGCCAGUAUCUCUGUACUGUCCAGAAUCAGUUUGGAGAAGACAAGGCAGUGGUCACUUUGGUAGUCUUAGCUGAACACCCCAGAGUGUUACAGCCACGCCAUCAAGACACGGUUGCAUAUUUGGGGGAUAUGGUUAAACUGGCGUGUCGUGCUGAAGGGCAUCCUCCACCGCGGACCACCUGGGUUCUACCUGAUAGAGCAAUGCUGCAUAUGGAUGCUGCUUCAUCACCUGGUGCAGCUGAACAGCGUGUCUCAGUCUUACCUAACGGUACUCUCCAGAUUGCAUCCGUUGCUUACGCAGACCGUGGAGUCUAUAAAUGCAUUGCUAGUAACGCAGCAGGUGCCGACACUGUAUCCAUCCGUCUGACAGUUACUGCCCUACCCCCAGUGAUUCAACAGCUGAGGCAGGAGAAUAUCAGCUUACCAGAAGGCAUCACUGCAUACUUAAACUGUAGUGCCAGGGGUGCUCCUCCAACUACGAUCAGCUGGACUACUCCUGACGGCAUGCAGCUCAAGCCCUCCCAGUUUGUCAGCGGUCAUAACCUCUUCGUUUUCCCCAACGGCACUCUCUACAUUCGUGGUUUGAGUCAGGCCGACGCAGGGAAAUACGAAUGCACAGCCUCUAAUAGUAUCGGAAUUUCAUCAAGAGCCAUUAGUUUGAGUGUAAAAACCACUAUUGCAUCUGCCAGGACCAGGAUUACCUCCUCGUCUCCACAGGUGACAGAUGUCACCUACGGUGGGAGACUGCAGCUGGACUGCGUUGCAACCGGCGAUCCAGAGCCCAGGGUUAUCUGGAGGACUCCAUCUAAAAAGCUGGUGGAUGCUCAUUACAGCUAUGACCAAAGGAUUAAGGUGUAUGCCAACGGAUCCCUCACCAUCCACUCGUUGACAGAGAAAGACGAAGGUGAUUAUCUGUGUGUUGCGCGAAACAAAAUAGGAGAUGAUUACGUGCCCCUGAAGGUCAACAUCUUGACCAAACCUGCUAAAAUUGAGCAGAGGACCAAGGCUGAUCAGAAGGUGACGUACGGGGGCAACCUGAAAGUGGACUGUGUGGCUUCAGGUCUACCAAACCCGAAGAUUCAGUGGGCUCUUCCAGACGGUACUAUGGUUAACAGUAUUGUGAAAUCGGACAGCAGCAGCAGCAGUGGUGGUGGUGGUGGUGGAGGCGGACGCAGUAGAAGGUAUGUGGUUUUCGACAACGGCACCCUCUUCUUCAACGACGUGGGGAUGCACGAGGAAGGGGACUACACUUGCUACGCUGACAACCAGAUUGGCAAGGACGAAAUGAAAGUCCACGUUAAAGUGGUGUCCUAUGUGCCUGUGAUCAGAAACAAGACCAGCGAGGUUGUGAGGGUCAUGUACGGAGAGUCAGCAUCCCUGAAGUGUAGCGCCAAAGGAGAGCCCAACCCUCUUGUUCUGUGGUUCUCUCCAACUAACCGAGCAAUUCCUUCAGCUUCAGACAAGUACAAGAUCCACGAUGAUGGCACGCUUGUUAUUCAGAAUGUGCAGAGAUUUGAUGGCGGUAACUACACUUGCCUGGCGAGGAACAGUGCCGGGCAAGAUCGCAAAGUGUCCAGACUGGAAAUCUUAGUCUCGCCUCCUGCUAUCAACGGAUUGAGAGGUUACACAAACUCUUUAAAGGUAUCAGCAGUCAGGGAUCAGAGGAAACUCAUCCACUGUGAGGCUACAGGUAUCCCCGUUCCUCAAGUCAUGUGGGUUCUUCCAGAGAACAUAGUCCUUCCUUCGCCAUACUACGGAAGCCGGAUGACAGUUCAUAGAAACGGCACUCUUGAAAUCCGUUCAUUGAGGGCAACCGAUGCAGCCCAGUUGACUUGCAUUGCUCGUAAUGAAGGAGGAGAGGCGAGGCUUCUUGUUCAACUUGAUGUUACAGACACUAUCGAGAAACCAAGGCUCGGGAGUCCAAAAUCAGAAUCUCUUACCUUAACUGUAGGUAGAAGCAUGACCUUAAAUUGUUCCGUUGAAGGUUCCCCAGUCCCACAGGUGACCUGGAUACUACCUAGUGGUGCUCCACUAAUGACUGGAACUCAGUUUACCAAAUUCUUCCACAGAUCUGAUGGAAGAUUGGUCAUCAGCAACCCUUCUCUAUCAGAAGCAGGAACUUACCGCUGCCUAGGGCGUAACGCCGGUGGUCUGGUUGAGAGGUCUGUGGUGCUUAUGCCUGGACGAAAACCAGAAAUCAACAACCGCUACAACUCACCUGUUAGCGUAGUCAAUGGAGAAAGCCUGCACUUGCACUGCCUGUCUACAAGCGACCCAGUCCGCCUUACCUGGACAUUACCAAGUGGCGUAGUCCUGAACCGACCCCAGCGAGCAGGUCGAUAUUCUGUUCUACCAAACGGAACGCUCUCCAUCCACCAGGCCUCCGUCUACGACAGGGGCUCCUACACAUGCCGAGCUGCCAACGAAUACGGGAGCUCCCUGCUAACAAUUCCAGUUAUCAUAAUCGCAUACCCACCGCGGAUCACCAGCGGCCCUGCUCCCGCCACCUACGCCAAAAGAGGAGUAGCCGUUCAGCUGAAUUGCGUAGCUGUUGGCAUCCCAAAAGCCGAGGUGGCCUGGGAGACUCCAGACAGAACACGGUUAAUCGUCAGUCCUCAGCCACGGAUGUUCGGCAACAAGUACCUGCACCCGCAAGGCUCCCUCAUCAUCCAGAACCCCAUGCCGAAAGAUGCAGGUUUCUAUAGAUGCACAGCUAGAAAUGUAAUAGGGGUCGACUCAAAGGGUACUUACCUUCAUGUUUAUUAAGAAGCCAUACAUAUGGUCCAUUUGUUACAUGCCCAAAGGAACUGCGAGGUUUAGCAAAGCCAUAGCUUUCUUUUUUUUACCGUUUUGUCAAUGUGAACAUGGCUUGCUGUCUUUCUAGGACACUUUUUAACCUGCUUACACCUGGUCACUUCUUACACCCAAGUACAAAUAAAGGCAUUUAAAACAGAUACAAAUCUGAACACUCAACCACUUUAGGAGGUGGAGAUGCUUUCGACAGCCAAAACUAGAGAUUAAAUCGCCAACAUGUAGUUUGGCUUUCCUUUUUAAAGAAAGCGCAAAAAUACAAUAAUCUUUUCUAUAUCCUACCAGACAAACCAAACAAGGCACAAUACGUUUACCCUGGCAGUGCUAUUCUAAUCGUACACUUAUGUCAGCAUUGCUACUGAAGUCUCAAGUAAGUGAAAUUUACACAGAAAAAUGCAGCCACACUUUUGUUAAACUAACAAAAAAAGUUAGCUCGGCUAGCAUCACUAUACUAGUCCUGUACAAGUAGAAAAAAACAGAGCUUAAAAAAGUAAUGCUGAAUGCUUUUUGUGUUGAGUUAUGAAUAUAACUUUGGAAUAAUUUUGGGAGAUUGAUCCCCGCCCUUCCGUUCUACACCCUAUGUAAACCUACAGCUCUGAUUUUGCUAUUUAGAGGUUUAUGUUUAAGUAAAAUAAACAUUGUUGUUUUAUUCUAUAAAAUACAGACAACAUUUCUCCCAAAUUCCAAAUAAAAACAGUCUCAUUUAGAGCAUUUAUUUGCAGAAAAUGAGAAAUGGCUGAAAUAACAAAAAAGAUGCAGAGCUUUUAGACCUCAAAACAUGCAAAGAAAACAAGUUUAUAUUUAUAAAGUUUUAAGAGUUCAGAAAUCAAUAUUUGGUGGAAUAACCCUGGUUUUUAAUCACAGUGCGUUUCAUGCAUCUUGGCAUGUUCUCCUCCACCAGUCUUACACACUGCUUUUGGAUAACUUUAUGCUACUCCUGGUGAAAUACUAGCAAAUAUUUAAUUUAGAGAAUUUAGAGAGUGUGACAAUGCGAAAAUGAACUUAAACUUGCCGUUUGUCAGCUCUCGCUGUUGGCUCUCUCCGUUGGCUCUCUCCCUCACUCCCUGCUCUGAGCACUGCUGGGGACCAGUGUGGACCUGCCACUGCCGUUAAAAAACCCUCAGUUAUUAUUCAGUAUUACUCGGUUGCCAAAUAUUUGGUGCAUAACUAAUCAAAACUCUUCCCAGUUCAACCAAAACACCAGUAAUACUGGUGUGAAAAUUGGCAUUUUCCAUCCCACACAGCAAUCAAACUUAAUUUUGACUAACUGUAGAUGUAUUUGCUUAUCAUAUGGCUAAAAUCUUUUUUGGACACAAUCCAACAACUACAAUCAAAAAAUAAAGUAACCAGGUGUAAACAGGUUGUUUUUACUCUGUUGUUUGAAAGUCUUAAUAGCAAUAAUUUGGCUGAACCUUUUAUCAGUUAAGAACAUGGAGAGUAAAAAAAAAGAUUUGAGUAUGAUUGUGUAAAUAAUACAGCCUAUUAAUAUUUUUUUAAUACAUCCUCUUUUUUUCUGUAACGGACAACGACAAUUUGUCAAAUUGUAUAGAUGAGAAAGACUGUCUAAUUUUAUUUAAUCACAGAAAAUAAUCGGAGGAUAUUAUUGACAACUUCUGUAGCAGUUUAAUGCAGAAUUGUUUCAGGGAUUAUUAGCCUAAUAGCAUAUUUGCUAU